Maudiozyma barnettii is the source of this 972-nucleotide messenger RNA. RefSeq lists its product as uncharacterized. The record is from RefSeq and is a predicted model, not a curated record. Bases 1 to 972 code for a protein of 323 amino acids. The transcript has a single exon. Lineage: Eukaryota; Fungi; Ascomycota; Saccharomycetes; Saccharomycetales; Saccharomycetaceae.
AUGACAGGAACUGCUGCUUUAUGUUUGAAUGAACCUUCAACUAAUUUUAUGGCAAACUAUGACGCCUAUUACACACAGAAUCACGACCAGCCAUUGGUACUAGAUAGACAUAUCUUGUUUGGGACCGCGGAUUCCAUACUGAAUCAUCCAGAUACGCUGACCGCCAAUAAUGUUCGUUUUUUCAUCGGGAUCGACAUUCCAACUACUCAAAUGGCAGAAUUGUAUGACUCCGAGAUUAUAUCGGGCCUAUAUGGAUCCAGGGAAGAUAUAGUCAUGGUAAAUUUUGAUUCACAAUUUUUGGAAGAUUUCGUUGUGUCAGACUUAGAGACCCUGAAUACAAAUUUACAAAACGAUUCACGUUUGGUGUCGUAUUUAUGGAAUAAUUCACAAUUAUUGAAAAUGAUGGCAACACAACUGGCGAAGGAUACUGUUGAUACUUCAAAGAUACUUCACAGGUAUGUGAAUGUUUACAAGAGAUGCAACAGUUUUGCAGUAGAUCAUAUUGAAAAAUUCCAAUCGUUCAAUGAUUUAAUGACAUUGUUCAAUAUGACAAACUCUCAAGGGAAAGUAUUUGUCUUUAGCGAUUCCACCACAAAUGAAAACAUGCUAACUUUGCUAAUAUCUACUAUGUUGAAGAGAGACACUUCAAUGAAGGUACAGCAAGCAUAUCAUUUCGUAACAAAUCUCAUGGAUACUCCAGCCGACAACGUCAGGGUGGAGAGAAUCUUCCUAUGUAGUGGUCUAACAAACUAUGUGGAGUCUGUGAAAAGGUUUAACUCAAUAAAUGGAAGAAGACAGCUGGUAACUAAUAAUUAUAAUUCGGCCACUUCGUCGUAUGCUCAUGCGAAUAUGUCUAAAAGAUCCAUGCGUUAUACAGAUUCUUCUAACAUUGCCACCACAACUACCUCCACCACUAAUGAUAAUGACCAUGCUGGUCAGACAGCUACCGGUAAGAGAGCUCGUUCCGAUUAA